UUCAGACCCUUAUGACUCCAUCGUGUCAGUUCAUCCACUUCAGGUGGUUUGAUUGAUUUUGAAUGGCUCACCCUGUAGGGGGGUUCAUGUUUGCCGGCUGAUUAGUACGACUCUAUUUUCACUGAGGGCAGUUUCGGGACCGAGUUAUGCAGGACGGAUCGUACGGAGAGUCGAGGGCGCCGUACUGGCGAUAUCAGUUACCCUUAAACGUUCUUUGGGGGUGGAUCCACCCAAUUCUCCUUUUAGGCUAAGAAAGUACAAAUUUUUGACUGACCCGUCGUGUUUCCUCCCCCAAAAAACAACAGUAGUUAGUGACACUUUGUGAUAGACACCCCUAUGUGAUUACGAGAUAAAAUUAACAGAGUAACGUUGCGAUUGCAAUGGUACGCUCUGAAAAUGCAGAAAGUAAUUAAAAAAGAAAAUUGAAAAAUGACAACAAUCGGUAUUUGAUAAUAAUUAAUCGGCGAUUCUUCUAUUUUAUAUCGAAAGAUGAACCGUGAGAAUGAGGAACAACGACCAAUCUCACAAACGCUAUGCGGUGCAUUGCAAAAGGAAGCUAAUUGCAAGUGUCUGGUAUUGUCAUUGUUAAUUUACGGCUGUCUAGCGGCUAUCACAUGGUGCCGGUGUGCUAACGUUACUAAGGUCGUCAUCAAUGCCUUUAGAAAUCCCAUCAGGAGUACGAAGCACGUGUCACCCUGCGACGAUGGUUACAUAUACAUACCGGUGGCAUUCAUGGGUAUGCUCUACUUGGUUUAUCUGGUAGAGUGUUAUCAUUCACCGACAAGGAUAGAUCUUUUGCAUUCAAAGAGUCAAGACAGCGUCCUGUCCAAACUGUCGCAAUUAAGAUUUUCCCAGCCAACGAUAUGGUGGAAAGCAAUUUCUUAUCAUUACGUACGAAGGAAACGGAGGAUAACACGGUACAGGAACGGUGAUAAUUACACGACAACGCAGGUCUACUAUGAGAGGUCGAACACGCAUGCAGCUACGUCCUUUUAUUUUUAUGAAUACUGUGGCGUCAGGGACAUCAGUAAGGAACUGAUCCUGGACCCAAAUACACCAAUCACUAAGAUAAACCUGACUAAGGGAUUUGCAUUUUCGAAUAUGAGAUCAGCCACAGAAUUUGAAGAGGCCAGAUCGCGAUUUUUUGCUGAACAGGAACACAGAGACAAUUAUAUGGAGAUGAGAGAAGGCUUGGACCUGGGAUACAAUUUCAAUCCUACUAACUUAGUAGCCGUUUUUGGUAAUCCUUGGUUCACGAAUUCCUACGUUUACUGGUGCUUUAGUGCAUUGUUACUAAGCUGGCCGCUCAGGAUCAUCAUCGAAUGUAAUACGCAGUACGCUGAUUAUCAGAUCACUAAAUUGUUUGGGGUCAAUUACGAUACUCCAUCCAGUGGCGAACCCAUUCACGCAUCCUCGAGCCAAUUAAGUGCGCCAGGAUCGUAUAUGCUGGCACCCAGUUACAGCGAAGCGUUAUUAAUGGAUCCUUCAGCAACCGGAAACGAAGACGAAACCAGAGAAAUGGUACCGAGUUACUCGGAAGCACUUUUGUACGAACGCGCAGAGGAUGUUACGCCCUGUGAGAUUACAGUCGAGAGGAAUUCUAAUGGGAACGACAUGAUGGUUACUGGGUGCGAGUGUCCUUGUCACAUGAUUGUUCCAGGCACUUCCGUGUCAACGAUUAGCCUUGCGGAACAAGAAGAGGUACCGGUGAAUGUAAUAGAGAACUCUGAGGAGAGGUCACAGAAUGACCUGAACGAAGUGCAGGAAACUUUACGGCUGAUCCAACGAUCGGGAAGCAUCAGUGAGGCUAGCGUAGUUGAUAACAAUUUUGCAAAUCCAUCCAACGAUUUUGACAUUGAGAUAAGAACGUGUUCCAAUUGUCAAGCCGGGACGAGCACGCAAACAAUUAAUUCCGAAAUUCUACCAAGGAUAUUAGGACACAACAGACUGAACGGCGGAUGUAGACAAGUAUCUUUAGAAACGUUAAAUAGCGGAAACGCAAAGGAGAUAAGAAUACAGCGUGAAAUAUCCGAGCCAAAUUUGAAAACGGAUUCUGAUCUGCUCAAUUCGAAUACGCUAUUUCUUCGUGUCAACGGCCAGAGCCUUGAGAACAUUUUGGAGCACGACGAGGUCGAAGGUCACGACAUGCGAGCUUGCUCUGAAAGGGCUGAAGCUUUGGUCCUCGAGGAUGAAGACUUCCUGGCCCUAAAAUCCAAUCCGUCCACAGAGUCCAGCAGCGACAGCAGUGGCCAGGGUGCAAUUCCGAAGAGGAUAGAGAUGAGAAGUCGUGUGACGGUCAAUCCAAUGUGUGAGGUCGUCAAAAAGAUACCAAGCUCCAGGACUUAUUUCUGCUUAAAGUCAAUCCUAAAACAAAACAGAAGAAGGUACACACUUGUUACAACUGAGGAGUUACAAAGCCUUGCCGAAGGUGAACGUAACAGACUGGUCUUUGUCGAGGACCUGGAGAUACCUCAGCGACCAGGAACAUCCUCUGACAGUGGCUCCACUAGGGGCUGCGUUGAACUUCCGAUAAGUGAUAAGACUCGUGGCGAUCAUGGAUCGCGAGAGACUCUAGAUAGUCAACAGAAUUCAAGAAAAAAACAAUUACAACGAAUUAAUACUAGCUGCUGUCUUACUAAUGAAAAAAGUGAAAAUUCCAGGGUAUUAAUAUUCGCCAGUCCCAUACAGGAAGUAUGUCCGAGUGAUCCAUUCGGUGGUAAAAAAGUGGUACCAACCGAAAAUCCACCAGAUUACGAAGGGGCCGUGAAUCUUCCUGUGCUGACUCGACUUCGUAGAUCCUUAACGGAACGUGAAUCGCCCAAUCAGAGAACUCAUAAUUACCGGAAGCACCAUCGCACCAUGAGCGUAGAGCCGGAAUACCUGUUUUCAGAGAAUUACAGACAAUGGGAUCAGAGCGAUUAUAGAAAUAGUAUAAUAUUACCAAACGAAGGUUUGAUACCGUCGCAAGGCACAAAAAUCCUCCUGCAAACUACCAAUCGAAUACCAAUCAAUCAAUCCACAAUAUUGCCCGAUGAAGUCGCCAUGGAGCAAGAACAUUUUUUAGAAUCCAAUCAAGCCAUUUCCAAUCUUCCUGAAGUUGCUUCCAGAGGUAAAUUCUCCAGACUGACGCGUUCCUUGACCGAAAGACGAACCGGAAGCCGAAGGGCUGAUCAUUGUCUUCAUAGAAGCUUCACGGAACGUGUCGAAUUUGCUCGUAGACCCGGAAACGGUAGAUGCACCAAUCUCAACAUGGAGACUUCGUUGUAACGAGUGGCAGCCGUUGGAACUGCUUAUUUCGACGACGUAACGAAAAUUUUAUACCUAAGUGCAGCUUAUGUCUUCUUUUAUUAUGUUUCUUCUGACAGAUUUUCAUUCAGCCAAUUAUAUUUUUUUAAAUAUAAUCAUUGCUCGUGAUGCAUUCUUGGAAAUGAUCAAUGACCACGUGCACGAGUGAAUUAUAAUAACAUGGUUAUGAUUUCGGAAAAAAAUGGCUGCCGCUAAAAAAAAUUUGCUUUCCCGUACGAACCAAAACGCCCAAUGUAAAUUCGUGUUUAAGCUGCUUGUUGGGGCGGGGGAAUAAAGGGGUGAUAAAGAUAUUAAGUGAUUUAUAAAACAGCAGCGCACAAAUAGCAAAUAUGUGCCAUAGGGGCUUGCGUAGAGAUCUAUAGUUCUUUAUUAAUCUGGUACCAGAUGUCAAAAUAACGGAAUAUGUGUAAAACGUGAAACUUUGGAAAAAUUUUUUAUCUGGUAUCACGAUUGGUACGUGUUAGAUGAUGAUAAGAAGAAAAAAAACAGAGUCGGCUUGCCUUUCAGAUAAAGAGUAUCUACUGCGAAUUUAAAGUGAUUUUUCUGAAUUAUUGACCUUUGUCAACAAUGAUGAUUCUUCAUUGUCGUACGUGACGAUGGCCAUUUUUAAUUCGCAUAGGACUCUCGUCGAUAGCUCAAUAUAUACAUACAUACACUAAUAGUAAGUAAACCAAACACCUAUUAAUUAAUUCGUAAUAGAUAAUGAAAGUUACGAGAUUUAUUAUGAAUAUAUAUAUAAUAUAUUAUAUAUAUAUUAUAUUAUAUAUAUAUAUAUAUAUGUAUACCAAGAUAUAUUUGUUGUAUUUGUAUUUUAAAAGCUUAUACGUGUAUUUUCGACUAUACAGGUUAUUAUUGUAUUACAUCGCGCAAGUAUUCCUAACGUCAAUUUAAGCUUAAGCUAAUUUUUAUUGUAUUAUGGUGGUAAUGCGUGUGUGAGGGGAUUGUUAUUGAUUCAUUAAUAAUAUUAUUAUUGGGGCUCGAAAAUAUGUGAUAUAUAUAUGUAUAUGUAUAACACCGAUUUUGGCUUUUUGGGACUGACACGAAAUCCUCUUGAACGUUCGUUUAAUAUUUAGAUAAAAAUCCUCGCCUGUCGCUCAGUAAUUUUCCCCGUUUUCGGGAAGUUCGCUUGGUAAACGCUUGGUUGUCCGAAUACGUUCAACUGCCAAGAGUAGUAAUAACAAGAGGAAAAAAGAGUAAAAUUGUGAAAAAUUGUAAUAACAAAAACAGAAGUGGUCUCGAAAAUUUGAAGAUUCGCCGCACGCAGUAUACCGGAUUUUUAAUAAUAAAUAAAAUAAAAAGUAAAGAAAAAGAAAAAAUAAUGCCAAAAAAAUUAAAACAAAAUAUAUACGAGGUGGUCGUAUUGUAAUGUAUACACAGCGUUCACUAGCGAUAUGGCGAUAUUGACGUGUUACAAAAUGAAGUAUUGGGGAUUUUCAAAAGAAAAAAAAAUCUCUCGGUCCGCUCUUCUAUUAUGCAGACAAUCCGCGAAAUAUUUUCGGGCCCGGAUGCGAGGAGAUAAGAAACUUACCGUAGGAAGAAAAUCGGUAGGGGAGCGAGAAUUAAUAAAAGUUAAUAUAACAUUACAUCGUAUAACGUAUGCCGUCUCAAAAAAGUGCUCUUGAAACUAAGGUCAUAGUACGAAAUGAGG
Molecule: messenger RNA, 4954 nt
Organism: Cephus cinctus (wheat stem sawfly)
Lineage: Eukaryota; Metazoa; Arthropoda; Insecta; Hymenoptera; Cephidae
Exons: 9
Coding region: 490-3267 (925 amino acids)
Source: RefSeq, a predicted model, not a curated record